Messenger RNA from Phaeodactylum tricornutum CCAP 1055/1, 1506 nucleotides. RefSeq lists its product with no specific name. NCBI's taxonomy places the organism in Eukaryota, Bacillariophyta, Bacillariophyceae, Surirellales, Neidiaceae. Bases 1 to 1506 code for a protein of 501 amino acids. Gene Ontology annotation, molecular function: amino acid transmembrane transporter activity. The transcript has a single exon. Gene Ontology annotation, biological process: amino acid transmembrane transport. Gene Ontology annotation, cellular component: vacuolar membrane. The record is from RefSeq and is a predicted model, not a curated record.
AUGCUUCCUGUACACCAACGGCGGCAUUCGCAGUACAACGGUCGUGCUCCUUCCCCACCGGAACCUUCCGGCUCCGACAGCGUCAUUGAAUUAUCCAAUUUCAACGGAACAACCCAUACGCACGGUACCAGUACUGUAACGGCGACCAAUGCGGUUGCGAAAGCAUCCGCCGUCGGAUCGAACGUUGACGAAUCCGAUUACGAGAUUCGUGCACUCGUGGGUGACCAAGCCUUGCCGGACGGAGCGUCACCCGCGCGUCACCACGGGGAUGGGCACGGACUCGCGGUAGGGACGGCCUCCAACGCCCAAGUCGCCGUUAACAUUGUCAUUUCCUUCGUCGGGGCCGGACUGCUCGGCAUUCCCGACGCCUUUCGACGGGCCGGGUGGCUCCUCGGGACGCUCACGCUCGCCACCGUGUCCGCCCUCAACGUCUACGCCAUGCUGCUACUCCCACACGUCAAACGCAAACUAUUGCAUCUUCGACAAAAGCAACAACAGAACUCGACACGUUCCGACGAAACACACACCGACACUCACGAACUUUUGUUGUUGGACAGUUAUGGUGCCCUGGGCCGGGCCAUUAUGGGACCCAAUGGUGAAACCUUCGUCAACGGCUGUUUGGUGGUUUCACAAGUCGGUUUCGCAACGGCCUACAUUAUUUUCAUUGCUGCUAAUUUGCACAGUUUGGCCGGUAUACCUCGUGGCGUCACCUGUCUCGCCUGUGUUCCGGGGUUGUGUGGACUCGUCCAGGCCCGGGACAUGAAAACACUCGCGCCAUUUUCGCUACUGGCCGAUGCUGCCAACGUACUCGGACUCUCCGCCGUUUUGUUUGAAGACUGGGAGACCUACUACCAACCACACGACGAUGUUAUACACAAAGUACGAUGGUCCGGAUUUUUGUACGUGAUUGCCAUUACCGUUUAUUCCAUGGAAGGCGUCGGAUUGAUUCUGUCCUUGGAAACUUCCAGUCGGCAACCCCAGAGCUUUCCUAGCCUUUUUCGGACCGUCUUGACCUGUAUUACACUGUUUAUGAGUUUGUUCGGCACGGCCGGUUACAUGGGCUUUGGCGAAAAUACUCAGGCGCCCAUCACCUUGAACCUUACCGACAGUAACGUCGCGCUCCUCGUCAAGAGCGCCCUGUGCUUGGCACUCUACUUGACCUACCCCGUCAUGAUGUUUCCCGUUUGGAACAUUACCGAAACGAUUCUAUUGUCCACCCGCGACCACACCGUCACCCGCGUGGCCUUUCGCAGUGCCCUGGUCGUGCUUACCGCCAUGGUGGCCUGGCUGGUGCCUGAUUUCGGCGCCUUUUUGAGCUUGGUCGGUAGCAGCAUCUGUACCGUGCUCGGAUUCAUUCUUCCCUGCUGGUUUCACUGGAAAGUCAUGGGCAACGAACUUCCCAACUGGCAGGUGGGCCUGGACCUUUUCCUGAUGGUUGGCGGAGGCGUGUUUGGAGUGCUCGGAACCUACCAAAGUAUUACAAGUUUGGGUGGUGGUGGUCAAUAA